This is a messenger RNA of Triticum urartu, 750 nucleotides long. The record is from RefSeq and is a predicted model, not a curated record. NCBI's taxonomy places the organism in Eukaryota, Viridiplantae, Streptophyta, Magnoliopsida, Poales, Poaceae.
AUGCUCUUCAAGAUACUCGUUAAACUUGUGUACCUAAAUCCUGACAUCGACAUCUCCAUGGCCUUCCAGAGCCUGCCGCAGGGAGCGGAUAACAACGCUGCCAAAGAGCUCAUUGCGCCAUUUGCCAACAAGCCGGAGGAGCACGAGGAGGAUAUGGAAGCGUCGGAGGUGGAAGGGGAGGAUGUGGUGGUGGGGCAGAUGCCAACGUUCAUGGUCCCAAAGCACAUCAAUAAGCGCGCCCUCAAGAACAAGGCCCUCUCCAUCUCCCUCGACAAUAAAGCCCUCAAGGAUUUCGUGACUGGGUUUCACAAGAGAAAGAAGAAGAGGAGAAAGGAGGCGCAGAGGAUUACGCAGGAGAAGGACAGACGGAAGCGAAUAGAGGCUCGCAAGAAGAGAAAGCAAGAGAAAGAGAUUGCUCUAUACGAUAAAGUCGUGUCAUCAAAAAAUGCGGAUGGUCAAGACGGUGAUGGUGAUGGUGAUGAGAUGGAUGCAGCUGCUCCUGAAAUCAACACAUAUGAAGAUGGCGGGACUAGAAUAACAGUAGUCACCAGUGAAAUUACUCAUGGAGAGGAGGAUGACCAGAAACCCGUGUCAAGGAGCUAUGCUAAGAAGAUUUGCGGUGUGGUUAGUGCCAAGAAGCAGCCCAGUUUAGGUGUGAAGAAGAAGCCGCCAUCAAAGAGGCAAUUCGGCAAAAGCAAGAAGACUAAGAAGGUUAACAUGAGUAGACGGAAGAACAAAGGAAAGCAUUGA